AUGGGUAACCUUUGUGGGAAGCAGUCCAAAGACAACUUUGAAGGGCAGGGGCGCACACUGGGGUCUGCGCCUGAACCUGCGACAAGAGCAUCAAUACCCAGCAAUGUCACGGCGAAGCCAAAGGUUGGAGGACCGCCGCGGACUUUAGGAGACAGCAACCGGGCAGAUGACCCCAAGGCUGCCGCUGCCGCUGCAGCAGAAGCCCGCGCAAACAAGUCCACAUCCGGCGAUCUCCAGAAGAGGCUUGAUGCCCAGAAGCGACAGACCAACAACCAGACAUUGCAACAGGCCGCCGACGAGAACCGCAGAGCACGAGAGGCGGACCAAGCUACCGAAACGAGGAACUACAACUAG
Pyrenophora tritici-repentis Pt-1C-BFP is the source of this 354-nucleotide messenger RNA. RefSeq lists its product as uncharacterized. NCBI's taxonomy places the organism in Eukaryota, Fungi, Ascomycota, Dothideomycetes, Pleosporales, Pleosporaceae. The record is from RefSeq and is a predicted model, not a curated record.